CCACAAUCUCUCCGUGACAAAGAAGAAGAAGAGAAAGGCUGCCACCAGCUACCCUGCAUCUGCAUCUGUUGUUUGUGUUUACUCCAUUUGCUCCCCCUCCCCACUCCCAGCGCACCGCUUGCCCGGCACGCUCACCACUGCCAUAGAGGGAGCCACGCAGCGAGACUGCCUGAGCUUUUGAGAGCGGGUGAUAACUGGCGAUCGUCGUCGUGGAAGGUUGACCCCUUUCGUGCCAGUCACAACAGCCACAUCGCACAAGCCAAACACUACUGCCCUUGGCACUGCUGAAGAAAGAAACGGCUCAGCAUGGACCGGCCUGGCAUUGCGGCAACGCAGGCCAUGGAGCGCCACCGCUCCCCAUCAACGCCAUUGCCGCCACUGCCGGAAGGGGCACCACGUCAAACCAUUGAGAACUACGAACUUGGCAAGACAAUUGGCAAGGGCAACUUUGCAAAGGUCAAGCUUGCGCGGCACAAGUUUACACAGGUGGAGGUGGCCAUCAAGAUCAUUGACAAGCGAAACAUGUCUGACAGCAGCCUCUCCAAGCUGAUGCGGGAGGUGCGCAUCAUGAAGAUGCUUGACCACCCGAACAUUGUCAAGCUGUAUGAGGUCAUUGACACGUCGGAGAAACUCUACCUUGUCAUGGAAUACGCCAGCGGCGGGGAAGUGUUUGACUACCUUGUCAACCACGGCCGCAUGAAAGAGAAGGAAGCGCGCAUCAAGUUUCGCCAGAUUGUGAGCGCGAUCCAGUACUGCCACUCGAAAGGAGUUGUGCACCGCGACCUCAAGGCAGAGAACCUCCUCCUCAGCCAGGACCUCAACAUCAAGAUUGCGGACUUUGGGUUUGCGAAUCAGUAUCGGAGCGGGCAGAAGCUUGACACGUUCUGCGGCAGUCCGCCCUACGCUGCGCCCGAGCUGUUCCAGGGCCGCGAGUACGAUGGUCCCGAGGUCGACGUGUGGAGCCUCGGUGUCAUCCUGUACACGCUCGUGUCAGGCACGCUGCCGUUUGACGGCGCCACGCUCAAGGAUCUUCGCGCCCGUGUUCUUCGCGGGAAAUACCGCAUUCCUUUCUUCAUGUCAACAGAGUGUGAGGAUCUGUUGAAGAAGUUCCUUGUGCUGAAUCCAACACGCCGCACAUCCCUCACUGCCGUCAUGACAGACAAAUGGAUGAAUGAUGGCCACGCCAACAAUCCUCUCGAGCCCUUCGUGGAGCAAGAUCCAGAUUUUGCCAAUGAGACGCGGCUUGCGCUCAUGGAAACGCUUGGAUUCCGCCGGGAAAGCGUGCAGCAGUCGCUGCGGUCGCGCCUGUACGACCACCACACGGCGACAUAUCUGCUCUUGGCCAAUGCAACCGCCCGCCUCCCUGCGCCCGUCGCACCCCCAUCGCGCCCGCGCCUCCCGCGGCCCAUGACCUCCUCGGCUCUGCCGGUUCACUCAAUCCCCGACCGCCGCUCGUCCGUCUCCGCAGCGCCAUCCGCAUCGUCGUCGGCGUCGUCGGCGUCACAGCAGCGCGCACCGGGCACGGGCAAGCAGCUGCCAAAGCGGCCAACCAGACACAUGUCCAUGUCUGCUGCGCCCCCGAUUCCGUCGUCGUCGUCGACCACGGCCGCCUCGUCCUCCGCUGCAAAACCGCCACAGUCGCAGCAGCCGCAGGACGUCGCCACGCACUUGCAGCACCUCUCCCUCAAGGCGCGGCGGCGGACGGUGACGGAGGGCGCUGUGCGCUCGACACACGACGGCGAUGACGCCCCACGUGAGGCCGCUCCCUCAGGCGAUAGGCCAGCAUUCUUCUCAAGACUGCGCAACUCCUUCCGCCGCUCAUCCGGCGACCAAGCGCGCCUGCAACGCACGCGCCCGCGGUCGCUGCGGUUUUCGUUCAGCACCGCCAACACGAGCGCACGGGCGCCGGAGGAGCUAGUGGACGAAAUGAAACGCGUUUUGGAUGCAAACCAAAUCCAAUACGAGAUGUCGGACGGGCCGUUCUCCCUUGUCUGCACGCAUCGCGCCACCCAGUUCGAGAUGGAGGUGUGCAAGCUUCCGCGCUUGUCGCUGAAUGCUAUCCGACACAAGCGCAUUUCGGGCGCAUCUGUCGACUACAAGACCAUUCUCAGCAAAAUCCUCAACGAAAUGGAAUUAUAACCGAUCUUUCAUGCCUCCACCUGCCUCGCUUUUCCGCGUCUGACCUCGUGGUCAUCGUGGCACCGUGUGUCUGCUUCACAUCUCUGUUUGUGUGUGUGUGUGUGUGUCAGCUUCAUAUUGUGAACACAGUGUCCGCUUCGCCUGCUCGCGUGUAUGCCUGCUUGUUUGCCUGUCUGUUUGGUUUGUUUGCCUGUGUAUGAAGGGCUUUCCUCUUGCUGCGUAUCUCGCGGCUCCGUAUGUCUCCACCCCGCCUUGAUUUUUCCUUUCCUGCGUCGGUUGCAUGACGCCGAUGAUGGUGAUGGCUGAUGACGUUGUUGUUGUUGUUGUUGUUUGAUCGCUCUCGCUGCUUCAGCUCUCCUUUCAUGACACUGUGUUGGGCUGGUGUGCUCACUUGUUCGAGCAUGGUUUCCCCUGUUUGUUUCUUUGAUGUGGCGUACGAUUGUGUGCUUGUUUGCUUGCUUGCAUGCAUGUCCGCAUGGUUGCUUAUGAUUAUCCCACUGUGUUGGUGUUGGUGUGUUGCUUGCCAUCCUGUGGUCGCCCAUUGGUCCUCGUCCGCGUGCGUGUCGGAUUCUGUUACACCAGAUGCCAUCGUGCUUUCGUAUGGCUGUUCGCUUGUCCCUUGCUCUGUUCAACAUUGCCUGCAUGCAACUCCCUUGUUGCUGCUGUCCACAUUUGUUUCGUCUGACCACAAUCGCUCGCGUGCUUGUUCGCAUCACUACCAUCACCCCAUCACCAUCAUCAUCAUCGUCGUCGUCGUUGUCAUCAGUACCAACGGUCAUCAUUUGUCCAUCUUCAUAUCCGGUCAC
Messenger RNA from Salpingoeca rosetta, 2945 nucleotides. RefSeq names its product CAMK/CAMKL/MARK protein kinase. Gene Ontology annotation, biological process: protein phosphorylation; intracellular signal transduction; microtubule cytoskeleton organization. Bases 307 to 2139 code for a protein of 610 amino acids. Gene Ontology annotation, cellular component: cytoplasm. The record is from RefSeq and is a predicted model, not a curated record. The transcript has 18 exons. Lineage: Eukaryota; Choanoflagellata; Craspedida; Salpingoecidae. Gene Ontology annotation, molecular function: protein serine/threonine kinase activity; tau-protein kinase activity; ATP binding.